Molecule: messenger RNA, 863 nt
Organism: Erythranthe guttata (spotted monkey flower)
Lineage: Eukaryota; Viridiplantae; Streptophyta; Magnoliopsida; Lamiales; Phrymaceae
Product: DUF538 family protein (Protein of unknown function, DUF538)
Source: RefSeq, a predicted model, not a curated record
CAACUAAUAGUUAGAUUUAGAAGUGAACUGUUUGGUGAACGACUCUAUCAACAUUCAAACACAACCUUUGUAGUUCAACUUCCAUAGAGCAACCACAAAGUUAGCCUUCCCACUAAAAAUGCAUAUAAGCACACAACACACAACACUCAACGCAAACACACACAUUCUUCCUCCCAAAACAUUUUACACCACAAAACACACACACCUCAACGAAUGGCUAGCAAGAAAGCUCAAGUUGAAGACCAACGGGCCGGAGCAGAGAUCAUCCACGGGGCCCACGAGUGCUACAACCACUCCGUAACACAACUCAAGGAGCUAGGGUUUCCGAGGGGCGUGCUCCCCCUCAAGGACCUAGAAGAGUGUGGAAUAGCACGAGAAACGGGCUUCGUUUGGAUGAAGCAAAAAGCGCCGUACGAGCAUUUCUUCGAAGCGACAAAUACGCUCGUGAGAUACGACAGAGAGGUGACUGCUUACGUGGAGGAAGGGAAGAUGAAGAAGAUGAGUGGUGUGAAGAGCAAACAGCUUCUUUGGGUGCCUAUUGUUGAGAUGAGUAUUCAUGAAGAAGUUGGUGCUGAGAAGAAGAUUUACUUCAAGACUCCUGUGGGGAUAGGAAGGUCUUUUCCUUUUGUUGCUUUCAUGGAUGAAGAGGAGAAGAAGAAGCAAUAUUUGGAGUAGAAAUAAGAACAAUUUGGAACUAUGCUUAAAUUUCCUUCAUUUUGUCCUUUUUUUUUUUGUUGUUGUUGUUGUUGUUGUUAUAAGUUGUUCAAUCAAGUUUUGAAUUUGAGUGUUCAUUGCAUUUAUAUAUGUUUUAUUUAUUUUUGAAUCUCAUAAAAAGUAUUUUAUGUGGGUUAGGUUUCGUCAUG